Molecule: messenger RNA, 4693 nt
Organism: Varanus komodoensis (Komodo dragon)
Lineage: Eukaryota; Metazoa; Chordata; Lepidosauria; Squamata; Varanidae
Gene: PSMD2
Product: proteasome 26S subunit ubiquitin receptor, non-ATPase 2
Exons: 21
Coding region: 20-2755 (911 amino acids)
Biological process (GO): regulation of protein catabolic process; proteasome-mediated ubiquitin-dependent protein catabolic process
Cellular component (GO): nucleus; proteasome regulatory particle, base subcomplex; proteasome complex
Molecular function (GO): enzyme regulator activity
Source: RefSeq, a predicted model, not a curated record
UGCGAGGAAGCGCUUCGCCAUGGAGGACGGCGGUGGCGGUUGUCAGCGGCGGUCUCAGACGAGCGGGUCGGGGCUGGCGGCCGGCGAUGACAAGCCGACCGGGCCCUGGAGCAAGGACAAGAAGGACCCCAACGCCUCCGCUGCGGACAAGGAGCAGGAGCUGUCCGAGGAAGACAAACAGUUACAAGAUGAGCUGGAAAUGCUUGUGGAACGCCUGGGGGAGCAUGACACUUCUCUGUAUCGACCAGCUCUGGAGGAACUGCGCAGGCAGAUCCGCUCUUCCACAACUUCCAUGACUUCUGUGCCCAAGCCCCUGAAGUUUCUUCGGCCACAUUAUGGCAAAUUGAAAGAGAUCUAUGAGAGCAUGGCUGCAGGGCAAAACAAGCGUUUUGCCGCUGAUAUAAUAUCUGUCCUGGCCAUGACGAUGAGCGGGGAGCGAGAGUGUCUGAAAUACAGGCUGGUGGGAUCCCAGGAGCCCUUGGCCUCAUGGGGCCAUGAAUAUGUCAGACACCUGGCUGGCGAGGUGGCCAAGGAGUGGCAAGAAAUAGAUGAGGCAGACAAGACCCAGAAGGACACACUUCUGACCCUUGUGAAGGAGAUUGUACCAUAUAACAUGGCCCACAAUGCAGAGCACGAAGCCUGUGACUUGCUUAUGGAGAUUGAGCAGAUGGACAUGUUAGAGGAAUAUAUCGAUGACAAUGCCUAUGCCAAAGUCUGUCUCUACCUGACCAGCUGCGUCAGCUACGUCCCUGAGCCUGAGAACUCUGCGCUGCUCCGCUGUGCACUCAGCAUCUUCCGCAAGUUCAAUCGGUACCCGGAAGCCCUGCGCCUAGCCCUUAUGCUGAAUGACAUGGAACUGGCAGAGAACAUCUUCAUCUCUUGCAAAGACGUGGUUGUCCAAAAGCAAAUGGCCUUCAUGCUGGGUCGCCACGGCAUCUUUCUGGAGCUGAGCGAGGACGUGGAAGAAUACGAGGAUCUCACAGAAAUCAUGUCCAACGUCCAGCUCAACAGCAACUUUCUAGCCCUGGCCAGGGAGCUGGACAUCAUGGAACCCAAAGUCCCAGAUGAUAUUUACAAAACCCACCUAGAAAAUAACCGGUUUGGGGGCAGCGGCUCCCAGGUGGACUCGGCCCGCAUGAACUUGGCUUCGUCCUUCGUGAAUGGUUUUGUGAACGCUGCCUUUGGGCAGGACAAGCUGCUGACGGACGAUGGCAACAAGUGGUUGUACAAGAACAAGGACCAUGGGAUGCUGAGUGCUGCAGCCUCACUGGGCAUGAUCCUGCUCUGGGACGUGGACGGGGGUCUCACACAGAUUGACAAAUACCUGUAUUCCUCAGAAGACUACAUAAAGUCUGGCGCUCUCCUGGCGUGUGGCAUUGUGAACUCUGGGGUGAGGAACGAGUGUGACCCUGCCCUGGCGCUGCUCUCAGACUAUGUCCUGCACAACAGCAGCACCAUGCGGCUUGGCGCCAUCUUUGGGCUGGGGUUGGCAUAUGCUGGGUCCAACCGAGAAGAUGUCCUGACCUUGCUGCUUCCUGUGAUGGGUGAUUCCAAAUCCAGCAUGGAGGUUGCCGGUGUGACGGCCCUGGCCUGCGGAAUGAUUGCCGUGGGCUCCUGCAAUGGAGAUGUCACCUCCACCAUCCUGCAGACUAUCAUGGAGAAGUCUGAGACGGAGCUGAAGGACACGUACGCCAGAUGGCUGCCUCUUGGUCUGGGCUUGAACCACCUCGGCAAGGGCGAGGCCAUUGAAGCAAUCCUGGCAGCCCUGCAGGUCGUUUCGGAGCCGUUCCGCAGCUUUGCCAACACCUUGGUGGACAUCUGUGCCUAUGCAGGGUCUGGCAAUGUGCUGAAGGUGCAACAGCUCCUCCAUAUCUGCAGUGAGCAUUUUGAUUCCAAAGAGAAGGAGGAGGAGAAAGAGAAGAAGGAGAAGAAAGACAAGGAGAAGAAGGAAACACCUGCUGACAUGGGGGCCCACCAGGGAGUAGCAGUGCUGGGAAUCGCGCUGAUCGCCAUGGGGGAGGAGAUCGGAGCUGAGAUGGCAUUGCGCACUUUUGGUCACCUGUUGCGGUAUGGUGAACCCACGCUUCGCCGAGCUGUGCCCCUAGCCCUGGCUCUCAUUUCGGUCUCUAACCCCCGCCUCAACAUCCUUGACACCCUCAGCAAGUUUUCCCAUGAUGCUGACCCAGAAGUGUCCUACAACUCUAUCUUUGCCAUGGGCAUGGUGGGCAGUGGUACCAAUAAUGCCCGUCUGGCAGCAAUGCUGAGGCAGCUCGCACAGUAUCACGCCAAGGAUCCCAAUAACCUCUUCAUGGUGCGGUUGGCUCAGGGCCUGACGCACCUGGGGAAAGGGACACUCACCCUCUGUCCUUACCACAGCGAUAGGCAGCUCAUGAGCCAGGUGGCUGUGGCGGGCCUCUUGACAGUGCUCGUGUCCUUCCUGGAUGUGCGUAAUAUUAUUCUGGGGAAGUCCCACUAUGUGCUGUACGGCCUUGUGGCUGCCAUGCAGCCCCGCAUGCUAGUGACCUUCGACGAGGAGUUGCGCCCCUUGCCAGUGUCUGUGCGAGUGGGGCAGGCAGUCGACGUGGUGGGCCAGGCCGGCAAGCCAAAGACCAUCACAGGCUUCCAGACUCACACAACGCCAGUGCUGCUGGCCCAUGGCGAGCGGGCAGAGCUGGCCACAGAGGAGCACAUACCAGUCACCCCUAUCCUGGAAGGCUUUGUUAUUCUGCGUAAAAAUCCCAACUAUGAUGUCUAAAUUUCCUGAGCUGUGUGGGGGUGGGGGUGGGGGUGGGAGUGGGAGGGAAUGAGCGAUGGCACUGUGAGAGGGAGUAGUCUCCUCCGCGUUUUUGUUACGAAAAGAGUUCGUCCUGGAGAAAUAAACUGACUUUGGAGUGAGCCUGGCUUUCUGCCUGAUCUGUAGAUAGAGGGCUCAGAAGAGCACAGACAAUCAGUGCAAAGGAUUUCUGGUUCUGUGGGUAGACUGUAAACUGCCUGGCACUUACUCUCGCAGAAAGUGUUCCCUGUGGCCUUGCAGAUAAAACUGCAACUUAGACAGUUACCAAGUGAUGUAUGUAGCUGGGUUUAUUGUUGACUAAAUGGAGGGCCUGAUUUGCUUGGUUUCUUUACAGUUUAAGGAUCUUUAGUAGAGGAUCUGUCCUGUGUCUGAUAGAUGAAGCAGUGAAGGCUUUGUGGAAGGCACAGGCAGGGCAUCAAAGAUUCCAAGUCUCUGCUCCCUUUGAUUUCAAACACAAUCCGUAUAAUUAGCAUAAUGACUAACCUGAUGUCAAGCACAGGUCUCUCAAAAUGGAAGAAUGCUGGAGAAAUCAUUCUGUUACAGCUGCUUUAUCACGCAGCAUUAAUGCAUAGAAUAUUGCCAGAUUCUUCCUGGCCAGCAAUGAGAUUGAGCAAUGCCUGGGAAGGAUGCGACAACAGACUAAUUGCUCAGCUGGUUUGAUUUUUUGCUUGGGGAAAUGAAGUUAGCAGUAUUUGGUAAACAUGAAUAGAACAGGGGAACUGCAUUUUCAGCCACAGGAAAUGAUUUGGAACCAAGUCAGUAGAAGAAACGAGAGAAGAAAAUACUACAGCAGGGGUAGGGCACUGCAGCAGCCCAGUGUAUAUUGGAUAGAAGCUCAGAAGAAACUUGCUAAGUUCUGGCAAAAAGAUGAGACAACAGGAACAGAAUGCUGUCAGAAUGGAUUUGCCCUUCAAAGAAGGGCUUCUGUCCACAUGUGUUGGGCUACAGCAGGGUUGCCAAGCCUGAACGUAUUGACUAGCUCUUUGGAUUUUGCAGUAUUGUGUAGGAUAUAACCCUACAACAUUCCACAUUUUAAAAAAUGAAACCACCUUUAGGAUUAGGAACCAAAAGCCCUUAGUAGGGUUAGAAGGGUUGACUCUGUAUCAGCCUCUACCAGCAUCAGCAAUACAGAUGUCAAGGAAUACGGCCUAGCUGAGUCCAGCCUGUACCUGGAGGAGAGAACUGGCAGUUGCUUAAGGCAAGAUGGUGCAUGGUGGCAUAUCGAGAGGGUGAUUUUGUAAAAGAAGUAAACCAUGGUUCCUACUGCUGCAGGCAUCUGCACAUCGCAACCAUGAUACGGGUGCAAAAUGUUGGUGUGGUCCUUUACUGUGUGUUCGGCCCUCUGACGUCUGAGACUUUGUAACAUGGCCCUCUUGGGCUAUGGCAAUUCAGCAUCUAGUCUCAGCACACUUUGACAUGUUUUCUCACAUUUGUUUUGCUCACUACAGUUCUUCUGGGUUUUUCUGGGGCGGGGGGAGCUGCCACAUUACAUCCUGAAUUAAAAGGUAGCUCUUCCAACCCGUCUAAGAGCAAUACAUAAGUAAGAUCUCCUUCCUGCCCCAUUCCUCUAACUACUAAUUAAGCUGCUUUUGUAUUGGAGAGGUUACACAACAGCUUUUCUUCCCAAAGUGCAUGUUUUGUAUAAUCAGAGUUGUAUUUCAGGAAAUUUCUCCACUAGCAGUCUGAAGUGGUGCAGCUGCGAAACAAUUAUAUAACCGUUCACCUGCUGUCAGUGUGUAUUGCUGAUGCAGCUUGUAGUGUUGUAUAAAUACAGUUUGAAAACACUGGCGUUUCAGCCUUUGGUCUGUGUUGGCAAACCUGUUGGAUGGUACUACAUCCAAAUAAUGAUGCAGAUUAGAAAGGCACAAAUCAUGUGUGGAAUAAAAAACAUUCCUGCCA